AAGAGUUUGAGGACCAAUUUAUCGAUUCGUCAUUGCCGUAAACGCGUAUCUUUUGAAAAUGGUGCGAGUACUUCUAUUCCAUUACUUCAAAUCGCAACGUACGUUCUCCGAUUCUCUUCAACCUACCUCUUUUGCCUCUACGAAAGAUUAUCUUUUCCUUGGUACUAGAGAAAUGAAGGUGUUUGUUUACUCACUCGAGCAACCGAACUUUCCUCUAUUCUGUGAGUUUCCGAUCAUGUCAAAACCUGUCAAGUUGAUUUGCAACGAGAAAGCCAAGUGCGUUUUGACAAUUGAGAGAACAAGCCGAAGAAAAAACGCUGGCAAUAAAGUAGUGAGCGUUCAAACUCACUCUCGCGCUUACUUUAACUGGUUCAAGGCAAAUCCUGACGAGGCGGUGCGUACUUAUGCAGCGGGACAUUCUCAUUAUCAAAGGCAGGAAUCGGAGGGAAAGUGCAAGGAUUUCCUUGCUUUAGAGAUUCCCACCCAGUUUGAUGUCACAGCUAUUUGUUGCUGCCCAACAAGUGGUAACGUUGCUAUUGCAAGCGUGAAAAAAGUGAGUUUGUUCAGAUGGAGUGGUAACCUUACGUCUGGCGGCACAGAUGUCACUGCAAUGUAUCAUGAUAUGGAACAUUUCCUUGACAUUGAACCAAGCAUGAUUGUAAAAGAAGUUGUUCUAAGUGACUGCUACCUAGCUGUGAGGUCAAAUCUAGAUGUUCAAGUCCUCAAGCUUGUGUUUACAGCUGAUCAAGAUUCUGUGUCGUCAAGCAGAAGUGGGAAAAGUUCAAGUCCAGGAACAACUCUGCUGAAUAAGGCCACAGCAUCCCUGUUGGACUUUGAAUCCAUGCUCCACCCGACACAACCAACCAAAAGAGAACCAAAAGCUGACAACUACGUUUUGUGGUCCUUUGAUGAUUGCUCACCAUUAUUGUCUUCAAAUAAACCACUAGCUGUGAAAUCAGAUGAGGAAGUUGUGUUUCCGUUGUUGAGAAAGAAAAAGGUUUACAAAGACUUCUUACCAGAUCCCAAGGAAAUCUUAGGACCUGUGUCAGAGGUACCUGGGCAUCCUGUGACUGUUGCAUUUGGAGGUCUCUAUGGAAUUGGUUUUGCUGUGGAUGGGUGUAUGCUAAGAGUGAAAGGAGUUACCAUGCUGUAUCGCAGAUUUAGAGUGGAGCAACUUAGUAAUGAAGGCAAUGAUUCUGCUACACUUCACACAUUACAACUUCUUCCAACUUAUACACAAGGAAUAUCUAAUGUGAAAGAGAUGCAAAGAUCUCCCUUAGUUGCAAGAACUCUCUUUGACCCUACUUUGUGUGGUAUGUGUUGCCUCAUCUCUGGCCCUAAAGAAGGCUUCAUGUAUGAUGUGUUUGAUACUUGUAACCUUCUGUCUUACUACAAGUACACCAUUGAUACAGUCAGUGUUUCCGUCUUUAAUGGUCUGCUUCAUGCAAUAACCAGACAGGGAAUUGAAACUUACACUGUGCGCAUAUAUGCAGCUGCAUCUGAUUGGAUCAGAAAGCAUGCUGCUGAAGAUGUUCAAGUUGACGAGCACCAAGGUGAGGAGCAAAGUGUAGUGAGCAAUUUUGGGGGACAAGAAGAAAAUUUUGGGGAGGUUUUUGAUGGCAAAAAGAAGUCUGAUGAAGAUCUGGAGAGAAGAGAUGCUGAAGAUUUGGUAGUUGAGAGUAGAUCAAGUUUAGCCUCUGCUUCUGGGUGCACACGAAGUGAAGAGUUGCUUGAAACAGUUGAGGUCAAUCAAGAACUCAAAGAAAGUGUUGAACAAGACUAUUGUGAGCCUUGUGUCACAGAAAACAUGCCAUCUACAGCAACUGCAUUUACCCCCACUCUUUCAUGUGCUGACAACCCAGAUGCCACAGACACUGCUUCAUCUAUUAAAAGUACAAAACUGUGUGGAGAUGAAGCUCCUCCUGCAGGUUACAAGGAGGCAAAACCAUCACCACCAGAUAUCAAAUGGACUGUUGAUAACUCUGGCCGUACACUUGUGAGGUUUACAUCGAGAAGUAAAACAUCUCUGCAUAGAGGAGCAAUGACAGGUGAUAUGAAACAGUUUGAAGAGAGUGAACAUAGCAGUGAUGGUGCAGAUGGUGAGUAUGACACUGAGAUCAAGUGCACAAGAACGUUUACAAUUAGCAGUUCAAUGAAUCGUUAUACCAGCACUGGAGCUAAAGUGAGUGAUGCUGUUUAUCAAGCUGCUGUUAUUAAACUCUCCAGUAACAAUGGAUGGCCAUUACCAGUCUUUGACCUAAAAAGCCUGAGACAGCGCUGUCCUCAGCCAAAUCUAGACGUCUGUUUGAUUGGCAUGUAUCCAUUUAUUGGAUGUCACUAUGUGUCUGCUAGUGAAGGAAAUGUUGUUUUGUUCUCAAAAUCUGCACAUGACCACUUGCAAAGAAGCAAGAGUUUCAAGAACAAACCAUCAAGGCCUCAGACUGAACAGAGAGAAAGUAAAAACCCUGACUGGAUGGUAUAUGUCCUCCAGAACAUGGACCCCACACAGCUUUACAAGGCAGUGAUGCCAUUGGCAAAUCGUUGUCAGAAGCACAAUGCACAGGCAUUUCAUCAUCUCAUUUGCGAGCAACACUUUUUCCUAAGAACACUUUGCUUGGCAGAUUCGGGUUCCAAAGAUGACAAGAACAAAAAGAAGCUUAAGAAGCUACUCUGCAAGUCUGCAGCAAAUUUGACUGAGGUGUUUUUAAGAAUCCCUGAUGCCUCUAAGGAUAGUAUAGACUACUUUGCAAUGUCUGGUCUAACGCUGCGAGACAUUGUUGACAAGGCUUAUAAAUCUGAAGAGCCUGUAGCAGAUGGCUUGAUCCAUUUCUUGGAUGAAAAUUUAUUUGGGUCAGACAAACAAGUUAAUGUGUCAGAGAGUAUUACCAAAAAAAUUUUCAAGCUCUAUGCCAGAAGUAAACCAGGUCGAGUAGCUGAGAUUAUCCUGAUGUCAUCUCUUAGUGGGUUUUCAUCAGAGACAGCACUAGCUGCCUUGGAAGAUGUGAAGAAAACUAAAACUGAGAAGGGUUGUGCUUACAGCUUAUCACCAUUGGAUAACGUGGUGCGAGCUGUGCUUUAUCUUCAUCAAUGUGAACCUGAUCUUGCCCAGUCUGCCCUCUUCUCUAUUCCUGAGAAAAAGCUUGUUGAAGUUCUGACCACUCACUUUUACUUGUUACAUGAUGAUGGAACUCACUUUACUCCUCUUGCACAGCUUUUAAGGAAACAUCAACCUAAGCUGUUUAUAGAGGUUCUUCUCAACAUUCAUGAUAACAAAGCCUUGUCUGUGGAAACCCUUCUCAGUUUAUUUGGGACCAGCAGGCCAGAUGCAAGCCAGAAUGAACUGGCUGUUGAGUUUAUGGAGACUUUACUUAAUGACCAAAACAGGUUGGACUCGUUUAGUGCCACAGUGAUUCCAUUAUCUGGGAUCUACCUGGAGAGAAUCGGAAAUCAUCAAAGAAGGCGCCAAGCUACUAUAUCCCAUCAACACAUCCCGAACGGAGAAGGACAUUUUGGAACUCGACACCCGUGGCUCGACAAGCUGUCUCCUUUUAAUGGCGCACUGUGUCUCCCCGGACUCCCAGGCUGCCCUUGCGCGAAGCCGGUCUCGCCACAGGCCUCCCCACAGCUGUCUCGAUCUUCCUCUCGGUUUUCCAAUUCUUCCCGACGAUCAGCUGGCAAGGGUCCUUAUCUUUCUGUCCAGCGUGGUGUAGACUCGACUGCGAGCCCUAAUGAGUGUUCCUGUUGCUGCUGUAACGAGGAUUUGAUAAAAAUUCAGGCGCUUUUAUGCUCCAAGUAUGUCAGCAGUGAGUUGGCUGAUUUCGUCUUGAGCAAAAUAGAGGGUCAGGCGAUAAUAAAGGAAAGAACCUCUCUCCUGCUUCUUUGUCUGCCACAUGUGGAGCGACAUGCUGAGGCUAUGGCCAUUGUUUUGGACGAGUUUUCUUUAAUAGCUUUACCUUAUGCAAUGCACUACUUUGGUCAGAACGUGGAGAAGUGGUCACUUCUGGUACAAACCUUGUUGGAAAUGUGUAAAGAAGAAACAGACAGCGACGAUUCAGAGUCAAGAAAAGAAGCCAUCAUGGCAGUCCUGAAAGGAACCCUUCAGCAACUCUGUUCAAUAGUGACCCCGCGGGAGUUCUUGGGGCUGUUGCCAAGCGACGGAUGUCUCGGAUUUUUCCUCCCAUAUCUCCAACACUGUCACAGACGUUGUGGGUCAAGCUCUGUCAGCGAGAGACUGGCGACAAGGCAUCUCACAACGUAAAUAACUCGUAACAGACAAGAGGAGAGCCGCGCUUUCAUCCUUUACAACCUAACAUCAGUAUGUAUAUUCUCCAAACCGUUCUCUAGACAUUUCCCAGGGUGCUAACAAGGAGAAUUAGGUUAAGAAUCAAGAACUUCUACAGUUGGUGAUCACUUUCCUUUAUUCUCGUGACCUCAGUGUGUGAUUCAGGACUGAUGUUGUAAGGAGAAAUUAGAUGCUAGUCAUUCUGAAGGGUCAAAGGUUUUUUUUUUUU
This is a messenger RNA of Pocillopora verrucosa, 4511 nucleotides long. RefSeq lists its product as uncharacterized. Gene Ontology annotation, biological process: organelle organization. NCBI's taxonomy places the organism in Eukaryota, Metazoa, Cnidaria, Anthozoa, Scleractinia, Pocilloporidae. Gene Ontology annotation, cellular component: cytoplasm. The record is from RefSeq and is a predicted model, not a curated record.